CAUCCGAGUGCGCAAGUGGCUGGCGGUGUGUGUGUAGGGGGCGGCCCGGGACUAGGAGGGGCUCCGGGCCAGGCCGGAGCCGUGGUAGGCGGGUGCAGCGGCGGCGCGGCGCGGGGCGGGCGUGCUCUCCGCGGAGAGUUAGAGGAGUUGCCGAGCUGAGCUCCGGUGGAGCUAGGCGCGGAGCUGGGUGCGCGCCGAGCCUCUGCCUCCCGCCGCCUCCUCGCCCUCCAUUCCUCGCUACCCGUCUUCUCCCGGCCACGCCGCCGCUGCUGCCGCCUCCCUGGGAACAGUAGCCGGGGGAGGGGGAUUGGCGCGGUCGGAGCCUGCGAGGAGCUGCGGGGCGCCGGGGCGUAGGGGAGCGCGCCUGGCCCUGCCCGGGAUCAGAUAACAGCCGGCGGGGGAGGGGGUGGGCUGGCCGUGCUCACAGCCUGACCGAGGGACAGACGCCAGCCGCCCCGGCCCGAGCGAACGCCCAGCGGCCGGGGGCGCCGUCCAGGCGCGCGCCCCCGACCCGUGGCUGGACCCAGGCGAUCCGCUUAGCGGACCGACUAGCCCCCUCGGCAUGGAGCGCCCCCGGGGGCUGCCCUGAAGCGGUGGCGGCAGCGGCGGCGAUGCAGCCACCGCGGCAGCUGCCGGGGCCAGGAACGGCCGCCCGGAGCUGGGAGGACGCCGAGCGCGCCGCGCCCCGGCCACUGACCGAGGGUGUUCCAGUGACUGGAUCCUCUCCAGCUGGUGCCUGGAAAAUGGCAGCCACUGCUAGCUCGGCCUUGAAGACAGUACCUUGCCCACUCAGCACCAUUACGUAGAAGACAGAACUCAAGAGGAGCCGUCCCUCCUGGAGCCAGCCUGGGUGCAAGCCAGGGCCCCCGAGCCCCCGGGAUGACUGCGGCCAGCCGGGCCAACCCCUACAGCAUUGUGUCAUCGGAGGAGGACGGGCUGCACCUGGUCACCAUGUCGGGCGCCAAUGGCUUCGGCAACGGCAAGGUGCACACGCGGCGGAGGUGCCGGAACCGCUUCGUCAAGAAGAACGGCCAGUGCAACAUUGAGUUCGCCAACAUGGACGAGAAGUCACAGCGCUACCUGGCCGACAUGUUCACCACCUGUGUGGACAUCCGCUGGCGUUACAUGCUGCUCAUCUUCUCACUGGCCUUCCUCGCCUCCUGGCUGCUGUUUGGCAUCAUCUUCUGGGUCAUCGCCGUGGCCCACGGUGACCUGGAGCCAGCUGAGGGCCGUGGCCGCACGCCCUGUGUGAUGCAGGUGCACGGCUUCAUGGCGGCCUUUCUCUUCUCCAUCGAGACACAGACCACCAUCGGCUACGGGCUGCGCUGUGUGACGGAGGAGUGCCCGGUGGCCGUCUUCAUGGUGGUGGCCCAGUCCAUCGUGGGCUGCAUCAUCGACUCCUUCAUGAUCGGCGCCAUCAUGGCCAAGAUGGCGAGGCCCAAGAAGCGGGCGCAGACGCUGCUGUUCAGCCACAACGCCGUGGUGGCCCUGCGCGACGGCAAGCUCUGCCUCAUGUGGCGCGUGGGCAACCUGCGCAAGAGCCACAUCGUGGAGGCCCACGUGCGCGCGCAGCUCAUCAAACCACGGGUGACUGAGGAGGGCGAGUACAUCCCGCUGGACCAGAUCGACAUCGACGUGGGCUUCGACAAGGGCCUGGACCGCAUCUUUCUGGUGUCGCCCAUCACCAUCCUGCACGAGAUUGACGAGGCCAGCCCGCUGUUCGGCAUCAGUCGGCAGGACCUGGAGACGGACGACUUUGAGAUCGUGGUCAUCCUGGAGGGCAUGGUGGAGGCCACAGCCAUGACCACCCAGGCCCGCAGCUCCUACCUGGCCAACGAGAUCCUGUGGGGCCACCGCUUUGAGCCUGUGCUCUUCGAGGAGAAGAACCAGUACAAGAUCGACUACUCGCACUUCCACAAGACCUAUGAGGUGCCCUCGACGCCCCGCUGCAGCGCUAAGGAUCUGGUGGAGAACAAGUUCCUGCUGCCCAGCGCCAACUCCUUCUGCUACGAGAAUGAGCUGGCCUUCUUGAGCCGUGACGAGGAGGAGGAGGCGGACGGAGACCAGGAUGGCCGAAGCCGGGACGGCCUCAGCCCCCAGGCCAGGCAUGACUUCGACAGACUCCAGGCUGGCGGCGGGGCCCUGGAGCAGCGGCCCUACAGACGGGAGUCAGAGAUCUGAGCCAGUCUUGGCCACAUGCAGCAUCCACCCCCUGCCGGGGAGAGGCCCUGCCGUCCCUCAGGGGCCCCGGGUUUGAGCAGAACGGGCCCGGUGCCCUGGGUUGCAGACUCAGUAGCGUUUUAGUCGUUUUAUGUUUCUUUGCAACAGCCUCAGGAGGUUGGCCGGAGAGGGGGCAGCCAGAGCGGCAGUCCCCGGCCUCAGAGGCUAUCGCAGGCUCAGGGCAAAGAAGUGGCUUCUUGGGGGGCCAGGCCUCGGGGGCCAGGGUUUCUGCCUGAAGAUGGAGCUGCCACCUGCGGGGAGGCAGCUCAGCUCCAUGGUGGGCCCAGCCUCUGCUGUCUGAAGCUGGCCGGCUGCGGUGCUCCUUGCUGGUUUUUAACUUGGGGAGAAACACUGGGUUUCAGUUUUCUUGACCUUAGCUUGGGUAAGACUGUUUACAAAAAAAAAAAAAUUACGAUGCGAUUGAAAAAAAAUUUUUUUAAUUCAUAGGGGGCAAAAAGAACACUUAGAAUUCCAUGGGUCGGCCAGGAUGCAGCUGGCUGGAGGCUCCAGAGGGUUCCCCGAGGUGGGACCGGCCUCUCCCCGUGUGUGGGCACUGCAGCUCCCGGGCAUGCAGGUUGCUCGGGGACCCCACUUCGUCGAGCUCUCCAGCCUGCUAGGCUCUGUUUGUGAUAGAAAAAUCAAGACCAUGUUAACGAUCGUAAUAAAAGCUUUCUACUCUCAUUGGGGUGGUGGGUGGGGCUGGGAAGAAACUGGUUUGAGCUUUUAGAGUUUGACUUUGUACCUUAGAGAUGUGUCUCAGGGCCAGCAUGGGACCUGCCGUCGAGGGUUCCUCCCCCCACCCCCAAUUUUCCUGUUGCGCUUCUCUCUCCAUUUCUGCCCAGGCCUCCGCCCCUUCCACAGCGAGGGGGCCGUUAGGAGCCAUAGGCCGGGAUGGCUCCUUGGGAAGGGAAGUUGGGAUCCCAGGCUAGGAGGAAGCCGGCAGCCCCGUCCCCACUGGGCCCACAGUGAGUCGUGCCUUAGAGACUCCGGGUUGUCCUGUUCUUACUGGGCUCGCUCGUCUACCCCCCACCCUGUCCCAGUCCGCCCCCCCACCCCCAUACCUCCACUGCUGCCCUUCCCACUAGCCCCUCUGUCUGCCUUGUGAAGGUGGCAGGGGCCAGACCUGCCUGACAUAGGACCACAUCCUGUCCCUCCCUCACCUGGGAUAGCACAGCGGAAUCCAGGUGGGGCACAGCCAGACCCUGGUCAGCGUUGAAUGGCAGAGAAAAGAUCUUAGGAAAGGAGAGGAAUCGUCACCUCCUCCCGCCAACUGAGAUGACUGGGGAGUACCAUGCUCAUUCAAAGCUGCAUCAGAAACCGGCCGAGGAACAGAAUUCCGGCUGAGGCUUCUGGGGCCACUCCUCCACCGCCUUCCCCGAGGUGGAGGCACUGUGGCACCCUAGUCAGGAAGAGGUUUGGGGUUCCCUUGGUGUCCCUGGCCACUGGCUCUGCCACCCGAUCUUGUUCUUGGCAGCUGGUCGGGGUGGGUCCGGGAUGGAUCCAGGCCCUUCCUAGGGCUGCAGGGAAACCUGCUCUCCACCAGCCGGGCCUCUCCAGAAGCCGGUGAGCAGACAGCCCGUGUCUCCUGCUCCAACUCUGCCCCUGAGGCACCUCAGAGCCAGAAGGCACCAGGGACUCUCUGGCCCAAGUGGGGAAGUUGAGGCAGAGAGCAGCGAAGGGGUCAUGCAGUGAGCAGUGGGGCAUGGGAGGCAAAGAAGGGCCGGGGGGCCUGGGGUGGGGGCGCCUGCCUCUUCCCUCCGCCUCCUCACCUCCUUCCAGGCAGCUGAAGACUCAGCCCUGAGGACUCGGGCCAUGGAAGUCAAGACACCUGAUCCCCGAACCCUGGGUGGGCCUGACUCAGCCUCCUGUCCCGGCUUCAGCCCCACCCUCAUUUCUGACAGAGAAGAUUCAGCCGAGGCAGCUCUUUGCCCUUGGGGUCUGCCGGAGAUGCCUCAGCUGGUUCCUGCUGCCAGGCCUGGCCCUGAAGCCUGAGGGGCUUUCUCAGCCUUAGCCCUGGGUGCUGGGGUGAAGUCAGCAGGGGAGAGCUUGGUUUUCACUUCCGCCUCCCUGAUGGCCAUGCUGAGGGACAGUGGUGACCCUGGUCACUUGGUACUGGUGUAGGGGCCUGUGCCCUUCCAGGCCCGGUGAGCCAGGCUUCUACCCUCCCGACCCAGAGCUGAGUCCGGUGGCCCUAGGCCCACCCCCUGGCCCUCUCCGAGGUCUGUGCCCUAGCUGCCCGGCCCCCACCCAGCAGGAGAGCCGCCUCAUCUCCCACAGGCAGGCAGAUGCUUGAUUCUCCUGUCCUCUUUCUUCCUUCCCCUGUAUUUAUUUAUUUACUUAUUUAUGGCUUGUGCUAAAGACCAAAAUAGUCUCCCUCUUUAGUGCACUUGAAGUGGGAGGGCGGAUGGGACGAGCCAGGAGCGAGGGAGACUUGGCCCCUGGGGAGUGUGUGUGUGAAGGCGUGUGCCCGUGUGAGCCUGCGGGCAUACAUGGGUGGCACACACGUGCACCCUCAGCUCUUCAUGCGUAUGACUGGGUCAGUCAUACAGGUGCGUGAUCUCUCCAUGUGUGUGUAUGUGUGUGUGUGUGCACGUGGUUAUGUGUCUAUCUACCCACCGGUGUGUCUGUGUGCAGGUUUCCUACGAGGGGGACUGUGAGGCUGGGCACCCACCUGUCAGGUUGGGCACUGGCCACAGACACUGGCACAGUUGAACCCCCCAGUCCCUGACCCUCUGCCCUGAUUACGCACGUCUGUGCCUGAGUAGAGCUCAUUUUCCUGGAUGAGGUACCUAGAGGUGAGUGCGUGCAUCUGGCUCGUGUGUAGGGGGCUGUGUGUGUGCCCAUGUGAGCCCGUGUACCUGAGUGUGUGUGUGCAGCCCGUGCGUGCUGCUCAGAGCACGGUGGCUGCCCCCUGAGCCUCUACUGGUGCUGUGCUGCCCGGUCCCUACCCAGAGGGUCCUGGGGGGCAGGGAGGAGCCACCAUUGGGAGGCCCCUGUGCAGGGUGUCUGCCCUGCAUGAGGUCAUAGAAUGUCAAAUUAUUUUAAAUGGUGAAACCGGAGAAUUUUCAUGUUAUUUUCAAUACAUAGCAGUAUCUAAAGACGUAGGCGAUGAGACUAGACCACAUUAAAUGCAUUUUGAUCUCUUUGA
This is a messenger RNA of Saimiri boliviensis boliviensis (Bolivian squirrel monkey), 5368 nucleotides long. RefSeq names its product potassium inwardly rectifying channel subfamily J member 12 (gene KCNJ12). Lineage: Eukaryota; Metazoa; Chordata; Mammalia; Primates; Cebidae. The record is from RefSeq and is a predicted model, not a curated record. Gene Ontology annotation, cellular component: plasma membrane. Gene Ontology annotation, molecular function: inward rectifier potassium channel activity. Gene Ontology annotation, biological process: regulation of monoatomic ion transmembrane transport; potassium ion import across plasma membrane.